Messenger RNA from Panicum hallii, 1395 nucleotides. RefSeq lists its product as uncharacterized. NCBI's taxonomy places the organism in Eukaryota, Viridiplantae, Streptophyta, Magnoliopsida, Poales, Poaceae. The record is from RefSeq and is a predicted model, not a curated record. The transcript has 5 exons. Bases 1 to 1362 code for a protein of 453 amino acids.
AUGCAUUCCCACACGCCGGUGGUGAAGAGCAGGACAAGCCCGUGCCGGGGCCGCCCGACGCCGCCGCCGCCGCAGCCGGCAGACCGCGGCAACAAGGCCGCGGCCAAGAAGCGCGGCAUGCAGAAGCUCCUCAAGUCGGCGUUCAAGCGCGGCGAGCACGCGCCGGGCGCGUCCUCCAGCUCCUCCGCCGCCGCGUCGGGAGCCCACGCGGGCGAGGAGGCCUGCUUAGCGGCGGCGCAGGACCUCAGCCGUUCCUCCUCGUCGUCUGCCGGCGGGAGCAGCGGGAGGAAGGGCCGUAGGGGCGGGGCCGGAGACGACGGCUCCGCCGACGGCGACCGCUCCAGCCACGAGAGCUUCGAGCUCGAAGGAUCCAAGAACGCCAAGGCGGCGGCAGCUCUGCGCAAUGCCAAGAUCGGCUCCUCCUACGAGGCGUUCCCGUGGGAGAGGAAGAUGACGGACCUGCUGCCGGUGCCCAACUCGAGCAGCUUCCUCUCCCUGCUGUUCCUGCCACGGGCGGCCGACGAGUCACAGACCAGGUACCUCUGCCUGGAGGACACGCUGGCCAGGGCGGACGCCUGGCUCAUGUCCUCCCAGACCUCUGGUGUCCCCAUUGUGCACAAGAACGUGCAGAUUGAGCCACUGCUUACAAAGAUAUCUGGAGACACAGCUUUGUCUACGGUGAACAUGGGAUCCCUAGGCGACCUUGCAAACGUGGCCACCAUGAGCCUCUAUGGAUUUGAGGACUACCACGGCGUGGACAUCGGCGUCGUCAGGGCGCUUCGCCUCUGGUAUGCUCCGGUGGCAGGGGAGCUGGCGCUAGAGAUCAAGCUGCAACCAGGUGACACUAGGCUAGGAUUCGCUAUAAGUCGCACAGAAGAGGGCUUCAUCUACGUCUCCUCUGUGGCCGACGAGAGCACGCCGGGGGUGGCGUCGACGCGCUCCGGCCUGCUGGAGCUCUACCGCCGCGCGCGCCGGGCCUCCAGGCUCCUCGUCGUCUCGCGUGUGGGGCGCGAGAAGGUGCUCCCUUGGGCUGUCUCGGCCACCGGCGACGUCCGGUGCGCCGACACCGUGUCGCUCAGCCAGCUGCUGUCGCUGCACCGCCACGCGCUGCGACCCGUCACUCUGGCCUUCCUCAUGUGGGAGGACCUCAGCGUCGCCGCGCUUCUCAGGAGCGCGGGCGCCAGCAGGCCAUCGGCGGCGGCGGUCAUGCUGCCCGCGCAGGCUGCGGCCGGCGACAACGACGAGGCGUCCUCCGACGAGAUCGCGUUCGAUGGCGACGGGCCGGAGAUCGUGCUCAGCAAGGACUCGGACGAUUGCUCCUUCAGGUUCCAGCACAUCGGCCUCCCGGACAGCUGGCUGUGAGCCCGUGAAGUGACUCGCCCGAUCCUCUUUGGA